Messenger RNA from Acaulospora colombiana, 1957 nucleotides. NCBI's taxonomy places the organism in Eukaryota, Fungi, Glomeromycota, Glomeromycetes, Diversisporales, Acaulosporaceae. The record is from the annotation of a GenBank genome assembly.
CCUUGAGGAAAUUAAUACCAAUGAGCAAGGAAUGAGGCAGAAAAAAGCACAACUUUUGCUUAACAGAUAUACGAAGGCAAGUAAAAUUCUUUUUAUUGGAAAUGUAUGUGUAGUAAAUGGCGUGACGGGAACCUUCAUGCUUCCUUGUCAUUCAAGUCUUUAUGCCGAGCCAGAAAACCAGAAUUGGGGCACAGAUGACCUUUAUGUUUACCUGAUGUUCAAUCUUUAUGCCGACUCAGUGGGACGAAAAUUAGAUGGGAAAGUCAAGGAAUUUAAGAUAAUCACUGAUUCCACAAGUCUUGUUAGGAUGUCCGACCAGACUAUAAACAGGCAAGAAAAUGGGAGGAGAUGCAUAGAAACGAAAUUAGUGUACCCUCAGUCCACUUUCACCGUUCUACAUUCACUGGAAUUGGGACUAUUAAUGGCGGAACUGGAACCAUCAGUGGUGGAAUGUUUGGAAAAAGAAUACUCGAAAGAAUGGAAUUUUAGACCACGGAAGAAAGUAAAUUAUGUUGAUGUUUCAGAUUCUGAUACAAACCUGGAUAAUAGUGAAAAUGAGGUGAACGGAGGUGUAUCUGGAAAUGAUCAAACUCACUUUGAAAAUAACUCCGUUUCUCGUGAAUGCACUUCAAGUUCAGCAAGUGAUGAUGUGGAUGAGUCUAAUACAACACCAAUUCAGGAAGGGCCAUCAUUGGGAAUUGAUUAUUAUGAAUCGAUAAACAAGAUCGCUAUGCAAAAUGAUAACGGUGGAUUUCGAACUCCCCCUCAUCAAAUUGUCAGUAACACAUACAACCCAGAAAUAUCAAUUAAUGAAAAUAUACUAAGAAUGUCUGCUAUGAGUUUAGCCAAGCUGGACGAAUCCAGGAAUUCUCAGAAAAAUAAUCCAUAUUCGUCUACAAUUGAUGAUGUAAUGGAUAUUCGAGGAGAAAGCGGAUUUGCUAAAUUUUUGUCAGUUGAUGAUUAUAUAAAAUUACUAUCAAAAAAACCAAAGAGGAGAGUGGAAUUACCAGGAGGUUGGCGUAAUGUUGUUGAAGAAUAUUAUAAGGAAACAACCGAAAAUGGGUCGGUAAAAAGUAUAUCUGACUGGAUUCGUAUUACGGAAGAACUCGGAAUUGUAAAAGAGGAAGAUGACGGAGAACUAAUAAAACUAAAAAAAUAUUUGAAUCGAGUUAUGCUCCCAUUGAUCGAAUCAUUCUCAAAACAAGCUCCAGAUAUCAGCGCCCCGGACAGUAGUGAGCAUCAUUAUUGGUCAGAAUUUGGACACCGUUUUUUCUCAAGGGCAUUACAAGAAUUCGUAGAUCUUGAUUGGCGGGUCAUGGAAGUUCCUGUACAGUCCUCGAGGUAUAGAAAAAAUUAUGGAUAUAAUCAUAUCAUUGACACAGUGGUCGAUGGAAAAUAUGCGGACUUGUUGGCGCGAAUGCGGAAAACUGGUGAAGAAAUUUUUGUCGGGGAACAAGCCGGACCUCCCACUCGAUGUGAUCUAGCAAAAUUAGCAACCGACUCUUUUAAAUUAUAUAGAGAAAUGAGAGAUUGCUUAAAUGUUAGAAUUUUACGGGCCAUGGGAAAGGGUGAUGUAAAUUACAAUAAUCGGUCUGUUUUCGGAAUAUUGGGUUUUCUUUUCGAAAUCAAAAUGCUCAUAAUGUGGAAAGAUGGAGUAUACGUAUAUGAAGAAUAUGGAAGUUUAAACAUUGCUUCUAACCCAGGUCAGAUUUCAGAGAUGAAAUUAGGUAUAUUAAGGCUAUUGGAAUUUAUGCUUGAAGCUGAAAGGACUGAGUUUGAGGCAAAGAAUGCUAAACCGAUAAGGUUAUGGAAGAGAAUGCCAAGCGAGAAGCUGAAAAUGCUGAACUCAAAACAAAUAUGCCAAGUUGGAACAGAUCACAUAAGAAAUUUUGAUCUUAAAGAUAGAAUUACGAAAUUGAAACAGAAACAGACCCAGGCUAUUAUCAACGAACAGGAG